CCAAAAACUAAAACAAUCAUUCAGGUUUUUCAAAAAACUAAAAUAUACUGCAAAAUCAAAAACUAAAAUCAAAAUCCAAAAUCCAAAGAUCAAAAAUCAAAAUCCAAAAAACUAAAAUCUAAAAACCAAGAAAAACAUCAUCACAUGAAUCCUUUUGCAGCCAUCUGAUCUGAGAGCAAUUUGAUCUUCUGUUGAAAUUAGGUACUAUUAUUAUUAUCAGAUCAUGUCAAAAUUUAUGUUAAAAGUAGUUAUAUUUAAUGGAAGUGACAGUUUAGAUGAUUGUUGGUCAAAUAAAAAGUUUCUAAUUUAUGUAAACUGCAAAGACCGUCAGCUACAAGGAAACCAAGUUUCAAUCUUACAACAUAAACAUUAAAGAUUCAGACACAACUCCAUAAGACAAAUCCUCUUAGUAGAUGACCAAGGGACAAAUACCUUGGUAAACAAACAGAGUGGGACAAAUAACAAAAAAAAAAAAAAAAGGUCCACAUAAUCCUACUUCAUAAUAUAUUCUCCCUACUGCACUAAGUUUGUUGUGUACACAGUUUUUCUUACAGUUUAUUUGGCCCGUCCUUUACCUCUUCCACUUCCUUUAACACUAGGUAAGUAGUCGUCUAGACCCUAAAUAUAAUCUCUAAACUAAAUUAACCGUUAAUUUAAUUCUAAGAAUACAAAUAAUACUACAACAUAUGUUGACAAACCCUAAACCAAAGAAUAUCAUGAUUCAUUACUUUCACUCGUCUAUGUUGAAAACAAUUUGAUUUUAUUAUAUUUUAAUUUAUAUCACUUAAAACUGUUUAUAAUUAUAUGAUUAUUGUCUAGACGACUUACAACAUCUCAUAAGAUAAGAUUCAGAAGACUUUUCAGGGCUAUAUUCAUAAAUAAAAUCGGUAUGUAUCACAGGAAAAAAAAGAAAUAAAAGAGCUAAUUGAGGAUUGGGCUUGAGUUUGGGCUUCAUUGUGAUUGGUUGGCAGGAAAACUCUGACAAAACCUAGGGCAGUGUGUCUUCUUUCUUUCCUUUCUCCUGUUAUGGCCGCCUAGGGUUUGAUCAUUUUUUUUGGUAAUUUUUAGGGGAAGCGAUUCUCAGUAUAGAAUGGAUUCCAUGAGGGCUGAUCUGAUUCGGGGUUUGGAAACUAGUCUCCCUACAACUUUCGACAGAGAACAUUUUUUUGCAUUACUUGUUAGUGGGGACGUCGAUGGAGCCGAGGAGUAUCUGUCUGUUUUCACCACACAGGAUUCAAAUUAUUACUCAAACCUCAUGUUCUACUUUGUUAAGAGGCAGAGAUUCUUCAAGUUUCUUGUCGAAUGGGAGGAUGCUAGAGAUAACGGAUACACUUUUGAUAUCCUUUCGGUUGCAAUUUUUUUCACUAGUGAGAUGUUUACGAUGAUGAAUCAACUCAUUCCCAUGAACCCAGAUCUGCACAAGAAAGAAGAAGGAGAAGACAUAUCUUCUCAAAUGCACAAGUUACAUUUACACGACAACCAGACAACCAUGCUUGGUGUGGCCGGACCAGCAGCUGUAGCCUUUAACGGUGGAGAGAUUAAUAAGGACAACUGAUUCAAGGACUCUCCCAAGUUGACCAUAUAUAUAUGGUUGCUCUACUGUAUGUUCUGUGUACUGUGAAAUUUCGUAUUUGCUUAUUAUAACACAAAAAUAAUUAAGGUUCUUUUGAAUGAGAGUAUUAUGUCCAUGAAAGACACUUUUUUGUAUUAGUGAUAUCUCCGAAUCACACAUGUGGGGGACAACAUAAAAUAGUUUCAGGUUCCAAAUUUAGUUAC
Messenger RNA from Brassica rapa (field mustard), 1776 nucleotides. RefSeq names its product protein TOPLESS-RELATED PROTEIN 2. The record is from RefSeq and is a predicted model, not a curated record. Lineage: Eukaryota; Viridiplantae; Streptophyta; Magnoliopsida; Brassicales; Brassicaceae.